This is a messenger RNA of Oikopleura dioica, 1044 nucleotides long. Lineage: Eukaryota; Metazoa; Chordata; Appendicularia; Copelata; Oikopleuridae. The record is from the annotation of a GenBank genome assembly.
AUGCUUUGCCACUCGCGGGGACCGAAAUUCCCGCGAUUCCGGAAAAAGAACAAACCGGAAUCGACGGAAAAGUCCAUUUCAUCGGACCAUUCCGCCAGGGAUUCUGGAAUAAGUUACGAUGAAAUGUCACCAACAAGCAAUGAUGUUUCCGAAAAGAUUUCCGAACCCGAGAAGCCAUUAUUGGCGACAAAGUAUACUCAACGUGACAAGUCUCUGCGACUCAAUCACGGCGGAUGGGACAGAAACGAAAAAGCAGAAAAGGAAUUCUCCGAACCAGUCUACCCAAGCAUCAACGAAGUCCUCCGACUAGGAGGCCCGUACCCACAGACGAUCAGAUCAAGCUUCAACGACUUCUGGUUUCGCGGAUUUCAUGAUCAAAGCCCCUUCUCUUGGGUUGGAGAUAAACUCCUAGAAGCUGUUUCGAACCAAGAACCGCCAAAAUUGGAUGAAGAAUGUGAAGAAAUUACUUACAGAAAACACUUUAUUGGAAAGGAGCAUUUGAACUUCUACGGCCGCGACGAAGAAUACGGCCCCAUCAUCCUUUCCGUAAAAGUCGAAGAAGAAGAGUACCGAGUUAUCAUCAGAUGCCGAGAUGGAAACUUUGAACGAAAAUUCAAGCUGCAAAACGAUGCAAGUGGACCGCUAGAAUGGGCAAAGAGUGUAGUUCCUCAAUUGACUGCGAAAGGAUGCAGAUUCAAUCCUGUUCUAUGCAUUAACGCCUGGCAACGAAUCGUGACUUUCGACGAGCACGCGAACACGAAGAAAAAUCACAAAUUCGCGGUCUUCCUUCAGAAGUUUGGGCAAACAACUGAAGAUGAGCUGCUCUCCAACUCUUCCGGAAACGCGUCGUUCCAAGAGUUCCUCUCUUUCCUUGGCGAGGAGACUUCGCUCAAAGAUCAUUCUGGAUUCCGCGGCGGACUUACUCCAGUUACUGAUGGCGACAAGACUGUAUACACAAAGUUUGACAACAGGAAAAGGGUUGAAAAGACCAUGAAAAAGAUAACAAUAUCCAUAGACUUUUUGACGCAAAAUGAGUUUUCAUGA